Molecule: messenger RNA, 324 nt
Organism: Paramecium sonneborni
Lineage: Eukaryota; Ciliophora; Oligohymenophorea; Peniculida; Parameciidae
Source: the annotation of a GenBank genome assembly
AUGAUAUUAUAUGAAUAAAUUAGUGACGAAGAUUAAUUUAUUGAUUGUUUUUCAUAAGGAAAGGUACUGUGUUUAUAUUAGGAAAGAUUAUUUUCAAGUAAAUUAAUAAUUAAUGAAGUUUACAGACUUCUUUUGUAAAUAACACCAUUGGAGGAUAAUCAAAAUAAAAUUCGGAAAAUAAUUUCACAGUUUUAUACAAUUUUAAUGUCAAAUACCUUUUAAAGGAGAAAUUUUUAGUGUAGAUUGUAUAGAAAUUAUUCAAAGUUUAAAUUAUUUACUUAAUAAUAUUAUUUUAAAUGCUUAGAAGAAGUCAUUUUUAAUUGA